AGAAAGCUCUCCCUCUUGUGUGAGGCAGUUGCUGUGGAAACCCCAUAGGCAGGAGGCCCCCGGGCAGCACAUCCUGUCUGCUUGUGUCUGCUGCAGAGUUCUGUCCUUGCAUUGGUGCGCCUCAGGCCAGGCUGCACUGCUGGGACCGGGGCCAUGUCUCCACACCUCACUGCUCUCCUGGGCCUAGUGCUCUGCCUGGCCCAGACCAUCCACACGCAGGAGGGGGCCCUGCCCAGACCCUCCAUCUCGGCUGAGCCAGGCACUGUGAUCCCCCCGGGGAGCCAUGUGACUUUCAUGUGCCGGGGCCCGGUUGGGGUUCAAACAUUCCGCCUGGAGAGGGAGGAUAGAGCCAAGUACAAAGAUAGUUACAAUGUGUUUCGACUUGGUCCAUCUGAGUCAGAGGCCAGAUUCCACAUUGACUCAGUAAGUGAAGGAAAUGCCGGGCUUUAUCGCUGCCUCUAUUAUAAGCCCCCUGGAUGGUCUGAGCACAGUGACUUCCUGGAGCUGCUGGUGAAAGAAACCUCUGGAGGCCCGGACUCCCCCGACACAGAGCCCGGCUCCUCAGCUGGGACUGUGCCAGGCACUGAAGCCUCCGGAUUUGAUGCACCAUGAAUGAGGAGAAAUGGCCUCCCGUCUUGUGAACUUCAAUGGGGAGAAAUAAUUAGAAUGAGCAAUAGAAAUGCACAGAUGCCUAUACAUACAUAUACAAAUAAAAAGAUACGAUUCGCAAUGGAGAA
This is a messenger RNA of Pan troglodytes (chimpanzee), 737 nucleotides long. It is a transcript of the gene LAIR2, whose product is annotated as leukocyte associated immunoglobulin like receptor 2. The transcript is spliced from 5 exons. Gene Ontology annotation, cellular component: plasma membrane. Gene Ontology annotation, biological process: immune response-regulating signaling pathway. NCBI's taxonomy places the organism in Eukaryota, Metazoa, Chordata, Mammalia, Primates, Hominidae. Bases 154 to 612 code for a protein of 152 amino acids. The record is from RefSeq and is a predicted model, not a curated record.